This is a messenger RNA of Sesamum indicum (sesame), 776 nucleotides long. RefSeq names its product V-type proton ATPase subunit e1. Gene Ontology annotation, cellular component: proton-transporting V-type ATPase, V0 domain. Gene Ontology annotation, biological process: proton transmembrane transport. Lineage: Eukaryota; Viridiplantae; Streptophyta; Magnoliopsida; Lamiales; Pedaliaceae. Gene Ontology annotation, molecular function: proton-transporting ATPase activity, rotational mechanism. The record is from RefSeq and is a predicted model, not a curated record.
AAAUUGUUUCAAUCGCACGUUGGACAUCAUUUUGCGAUUGAUAAACUUCCACUCGUUGAGAAAGCAUCGAAUCUGAUCAAAGCGACGCCGGAUCAGCAGCUUCAACCGGCUUCCAGAACCAUCUCCGGUCGCCGGAGUUUUGGGGGUGCUUAUCGUGUUCCCACCGUAUUACAGUUCAAUUGGUAUAUUGUCGGGGAGUGUGUUGGAGAUGGGGUUCUUUGUAACUACCCUAAUCUUCCUAGUGGUUGGGAUUAUUGCAUCCCUUUGCGCCAGGAUCUGCUGCAACAGAGGACCCUCUGCGAAUCUGUUACAUCUGACAUUGAUUAUUACUGCCACGGUAUGCUGUUGGAUGAUGUGGGCGAUAGUGUAUUUGUCGCAGAUGAAACCUCUAAUUGUCCCGAUUUUGAACGAAUCAGAGUGAUGUAUCUAUGAGAAGCAUGUGGUAUCCUUUUGCAAAUCCAUAUUAUUGUUUGUGAAUGGAGAAAUGGAGAGUGAUAAAUAACAUUUUGGGGUAUAACCAUGCAGUACAAAGAAUCCGGUUUUUGUCAGAUUUGUAUGUAAUUUUCAGUGAUGGAGAAAACUUUAAUGUACUUUUAUCUUCUCUGAUCUUUCAUUGAUUUUUUAAGGAUUUUAUCAUAUUUGCUGUUACUUAGGAGUUAGGAGCGAAUAAGAAACUGGAGUUUGUAUCAUCAGCUUCUAUAUCUGUGUAAGCCAUUUGGGAAUGAGGAUUCAUUCUGCACAACUCAUUUUUAUGCUACCGUUUAAGGUCUGGAAAA